Cladophialophora carrionii CBS 160.54 is the source of this 2607-nucleotide messenger RNA. RefSeq lists its product as uncharacterized. The transcript is spliced from 2 exons. Gene Ontology annotation, cellular component: nucleus. The record is from RefSeq and is a predicted model, not a curated record. Bases 1 to 2607 code for a protein of 868 amino acids. Gene Ontology annotation, molecular function: zinc ion binding; DNA-binding transcription factor activity, RNA polymerase II-specific; transcription cis-regulatory region binding. NCBI's taxonomy places the organism in Eukaryota, Fungi, Ascomycota, Eurotiomycetes, Chaetothyriales, Herpotrichiellaceae. Gene Ontology annotation, biological process: regulation of DNA-templated transcription; DNA-templated transcription.
AUGGCCUCGCUCAUCGAUCCUCAACUGCGAGGCUCUUCGCUAAGCAGCCCUCCAAAACCUCGCGAUAUACCGCCACAGUAUCAGAAUGGUCCGCCCGGUGCCUACUCGCCUCUGCAACCAUCACUCCAGCCGUCCCCCAAUAACUCGUACCAGUCGAUCCAGACUCCCAACUAUUACCCAAGCACUGCACAUACCCACGACAGCCCCGACGAUCAAAGCCCCCCAGCGAACCCGCACGAUCCCAAUGAUAUCAAGAGGCCGCGCGCCUGUGAGGCAUGUCGACAACUGAAGGUCAAAUGCGAGCUCGACGACAACCACCCCACCGGGUCCUGCAAGAGAUGCGCAAAGGCGAACAGACAAUGUAUUGUCACAGCCCCGAGCCGGAAGCGGCAGAAGAAGACCGAUAGUCGCGUCGCCGAGUUGGAAAAGAAGAUCGAUGCCCUCACGGCGACGUUGGCCGCAAGAGGCGGCGCGGAGUCCGAUCUCGCGGUCGACCCGGCCAUGGCGGUCACACAUGCUCCUCCUCAAGAUCCUCGUGUACAGAGCUUUGGCAGUCAGUGGCAUCAUCAUCAUCCUCCGCCGCCGCCGCCGCCGCCGCCUCCACCACCAGGCGUUCAUUCUCCGCAACAGGGGGUGAAGAGGAAGAUAACCGACUUUGACUACUUCGGCGGCGAGCUGCACAAACCUUCGCCUCAUCAGUACAAGGCGGCGGCACUUCCAAACACAUAUCAACCAGUAUUGGAGCAUACCACAAAGACCGAUGAGCCGGCUACCGUUGAUCCUGUUGAGCGUGGCCUGGUCGACAUCGUCAGUGCCAGAAAAUGCUUUGAUCGAUACAUGGCCGAAAUGUGUGAGCAUCUGCCCAUGGUGGUCUUUCCGCCCGGGACUCAAGCGGAUGAGGUUCGCAAGAACAAGCCUAUCUUGUUUCUGGCCGUCCUGGCGGUCGCUUCCGGCACGAUCCGGCCUGAUCUUCAGCCAAGAUUGAUCGUGGAGAUCACCAGAGCCCUGGCCGACCGAGUGAUAUUCCGAGGUGAGAAGUCACUCGAACUGGUGCAGACAAUCCAGGUCACGACAUGCUUCUACCAGCCUCCGGAGAAGUACGAAGAGUUGAACUUCAACCAGCUCAUCCAUGUUGCCGCUGUUAUGGCUCUAGACCUAGGCAUGGGGAAACGAUCAAAACGAGGCGUUGGGGGGAUCUGGCGGCCCUAUCAUGAAAACAAGAGACCCUUGUCGGACCCCAGCAGCGCAGAGGUGCGCCGAUGUUGGCUGGGCUGCUACUACAUGUGCUCCAACUCCUCCAUGUCUCUUCGACGGCCUCUCCUCAUCCGGUGGAGCCCGUACGCCGAUGAAUGCAUCGACAUCUUGAGCUCUUCUCCAGAUGCGCUUCCCUCGGACAAGUACCUGUGUCAUCUCGUCCGGGGCCAGCACAUUACUGAGGAGAUCGGACUUGAAUUUUCCAUGGAUGACCCAGCUUCUCAGGUGUCAUUGACAGACCCCAAGACCCAGUCUCACAUGAAGGCUUUCGAGCGUGAGCUUGCAGCAUGGCACGAUUCAGCCACCAAGGACAUGCUUAAGAAGCCAAUUGUGCAGCACACCAAGGGCAUUAUUAAUCUCUACAUGCACGAAAUCGCCAUGCACCAUAACCAUAAUAUCGACGACUUCCGACCUCCAUACAUCGCUACUCCUAUUGAUGGGCCUCCAGACCCGGACACGCCAGCCCAUGUCGAAGCUCUCACGACUUGUAUCAACUCCGCCCACUCCGCAUUUGAAGCCUUCCUCAGUAUGGACGUCGCAGCUCUGCGCGCAUUACCCACUCUUUUCUUUGUUAGGAACUCCUAUGCCGCAGUCGCAUUAAUCAAGAUGUACUCGGCUGUCUCUGCGAAAGGCUCGAAAUUCAAUGCCAUCUUCAAGACCAGAGAUCUGAAGGUCGAGUACUAUCUUGACAGAAUGAUUGAAGCGCUCAGCAAGGCUUGUGAGGACGACAUGUCCCGCGUCGCCCACAAAUUCACUUUGAUCUUCAAUAUGCUCAAGAGCUGGCACAUGAAGAGAAUCGACUCGGUCAACAACGGAAGCGGCCCAGUCUCGAGACAGCGGACACCGGCAAACGGGUCCGUCAACUCGAGAUCAAACAGCGUGCCGCAUACACAAUCAAGCGCCUACAAGGCUGUCCCUCCACAACAGGAUCCCUCAAGCCUAGGCUGGAAUUCGCAACAUCGCGCAUCGAUUGACGGCGGUCCUCCGCCUCCACAAACUCAAGCCCAACCCCGGAGCGGCCUUCAAAUGCUCUCCGACGCAGCCAUGGGCCCCGGUCCAGGUCCUGGGCCCGGCACGUUGAUGCCACAACCACAACCAACCCCUCAACAACAAUGGUCCCACACGAUAAUGAACCAGCCCACACAGCCAAACAUGCUCCCUGGAAUUAAUCACAUGCCUGCUUCAGGACCGCCUGGCUAUGACCAAACUGGUAUGAUGCCCUACAUGAUGCCCGGCCCCGGCGGAGACAUGAUCCCGAUGGAUUUUACGAAUGAUGAGCUCAUGGCAUUUGGGUUUGGGGACGAGUUCCUUGCCAUGAAUUUCGGGUUUGAGACCAGUGGGUGGCCGCUAUAG